UCCCCUUGAAACCUCAAAAUGCUUCAGUGAAAGUUGUCUGCGUGUUAAAGUUCGCCGAGGCUUGUUUCUGUCUGUCAGUCAGCUCACCACCAGAGUUUUUUUUAAACCGUUGAACUCUAUAUGAGGAACAUGCAGAUGCUCAGGCGAGCGUAGUUUGUCAACAUUUCAUGCAUUUGUUUGCAGUACUUUAGUUUGUACAGUUAGAGUGAAAACCUCCGUGGUGAUGGGGAGGGCCCCCCCCGUCUGGAACGCUUGUGCAUGAGCUCCUAUGCCAGCUAUAAACUUUUAGUUUGUCCUGUUAUCAGGACGCUGUUGAGCCAAAACAAAAACAAAAAGUUUGAUGAAGUGGUUUAGUUUCAGGUUGAGAUUUCUGUAGAACUUAGGGAACUGAGAAAUCCAAGCAGAGGUCUAAAAGAGAGAAGCUCUAGUGAGUCUCAGGUCAGAGCGUCCUGCACAGACCAUGGCCUAUUUUCAUUUCCAGCUGAUUAUCUCAGUCUCAUUUCUGUUGAACCUCCUAGCAAAGUGCAGUGCGGUCUCUGCAAGUCCUGACGUUCGGACAGCAUUUCUAGAGGAAGAGGUAUCUCUCUCCUGCUUGAAUUCAACCCUGGUGGAUAUGAGCACCUACAGAGUCAGAUGGAUGAAGACUGCCGGCAACACAAAUGGUAGCACUAUCUUUGAGUGGCCGAGUGAGUCUCUGCAAACAGAUAAGGUGGUAUGGAAAGAAGAUGGAGAUGGAAAUAUGUGCGUCUUUUUGAAGAACCCGGGCCAGUUGGAUGCUGGGUUAUACACAGAGGAAGUCUGGAAAGGAUGGAAGCUUAUUGAGAAGAAAUACAUACAGCUAAAAGUCAAAAAUUGCAAAGUCCUUCAGGCCGUGAUGGCUGCACCGGGCUACCCUUUAACGCUCAAGUGUAACCCAACAUCUGAGACUUCAAACGUCACCUGGGCAAAGUUAAAGGGACAGGAGCAAGUCUUGAUAAGAGAAAGGAACGAUGGACCCUUGGUUUUCCAGUCUGUGAACACCUCUGACGCUGGCUGGUACAGGUGUACCUUCAUGUUGAGCCAACGGCAACAUUGCCACGAAAUCAAUUUGGUCAUCCAAGAUAGUUUAGUGAUCACAACCACUGCAGUCGUCAUGGCAACAACCAAUCAAGCAUUGGAGGCCACAGAGCAGGUCCCCUCUUCAACCUCAACUCCAGUUGUGGCUUCAGUAGUUAGUGUGGUGAUAAUAAUUAUUGCUGUACUGACAGCACUGAUCAUCUACUUCAAAUUUCAUACCCAAAAGUCACCAACCCAAUUGACAAGAGGCUAUCCAGCUUACAUGGACACCUAUGAAAAUAUGAGUCUUCCAGAUGUACAGGAUGAUGAAAAGAAAGUCAACUCUUUGUACUACUUCGAGGAGGAAAACAUUUCUACCUUUCAGUACUAGAAGAGUUUUAAUUCCAGAGGAAAACCCAGGUUUUUCUUUUUACCUUUACUUUGUGUUUAAAUACCUAAAAAUGCACAUGUGUAACAAGUGCAUUAAUUCCUAUUUGUGAAAUUAGAUGUUGGGAUGAUGGGAUGAUGGGAAAAGUUGUUUUUGUUGUUUUGAACAUGUUCUUGUGGCAUUUUUCUGAUGAUGAAGGACAUGUAUAAAGAAAUGUGAGCAUAAAAUGGACUAUUUCUUUAUUCAAAUUGCUGUAAAUCAGGAAAAAAUCCCAUUGGCAAAAGCUUGUAGCUGUGAGGCAGCACCUACAACAGCAAGCUUCCUGCUCGGCAUCAUUCUGAUGCAUCCUUCGUUUUCCUCGCCUGAGGUGGC
Molecule: messenger RNA, 1795 nt
Organism: Oryzias latipes (Japanese medaka)
Lineage: Eukaryota; Metazoa; Chordata; Actinopteri; Beloniformes; Adrianichthyidae
Source: RefSeq, a predicted model, not a curated record